GGGAUCGUGUGUUUUUAGCUUGCGGGGUGCUCGGGAAUUUCCCAGGACUGUUAAAAACACCUUUGGUCAGUAAAACUGAAAAUAGAAGCCAUUUUUUCUUCAAUGGAGAAAAUAUACGACAUACCGAACAUGAAACUUAAAUUUAGGUGUACUAUGCUCUAGCCGUGAGAGGGAUUAUCGGCUAGAUAUUCUCAUUUUGCUCUGCAAAAUUAGGGGGGCUCUGCGCCCUUAAAAGGACAUAAACAUCGCUAGCUCGGUGCUAGCAGAUUCUGGAUAGCCGAAAUUAUUGUUGAUCAUUUAAAGCUCAUUUUUGCAUCCAGAUGGAGGGGAUACAAUCGCAAGCCGUUCGCUCACAAACCCAGUCGGAUAAUGGGAACCAGCCUGCGCGGCCCCUUAACAGCUAUGGGUUCGGUAAACAAGUCGGUUCCGAUGGAGUCGGUGCGGAGGACUGGUGCGACAGCGGCUUGGAGUGUUUAACUGGAGCGUUGAGCCUGGAGACCCCAUUCUGCACCGAAAGCGAACAUCCUCCGACUUUGAAAUCUACCCCGUAUGAUGUUUGUUCCAGGAAGAUAGACUCCGAACAUGAGCCCACCGAUAGCUGUAUCUCCCUGGGGAACGGGGAAAGACUUGACUCGGCCCUCGGGCACUCGAUAACGGACGAGAUGCUGGGCUGCAUUUCCCAAGGCAUCGGGACCAUACAGCUAAGCGAGCCCGACAGCGUCUCCGGGGACAGAUCUGGGGAGGUUAUCGGGGGACAGGUGGGGGCAUACCCCCCCGAAGAGGUGUUCAACACCCUGAACUUUGUGUCAGAGGACGGAGACACUGCACUCCACCUGGCUUUAAUUCACGAACACUUGACCUUUGUGCACUAUUUGGUGGGAGUGAUAACCCUGGACCAGAACUGGACCCCCUAUUUGGACAUCCAGAACGACCUGGGCCAGACGGCGCUCCACCUGGCCGUGAUCGUCGACCAGCCCGACUGCGUGAAGGCUCUGCUGUGGGGCGGCGCGAGCGCUGAGAUCCAGGAGCGCGGGGGCAACACGCCGCUGCACCUGGCUGUGCGCGAGAGCCGCAUGGCCUGCGUGCGGGAGCUCACCUGCAGCGGCAUCCGGCCGGACCACCUGCGCAUCAUCAACUACUCCGGGGUGAGUGCCCUGCAUCUGGCAGUGCAGAAGGGCAACGAGGAGAUUGUUCACAUGCUGCUGGAAGGAGGAGCUGAUGUCAACCAGAGGGACCUGAGCUCAGGACGCUCCCCACUGCACUGGGCCGUAGAGUUACAGAGCCCCACCUUGGUGAGGCUGCUGUUGCGAGCAGGCGCAGCCGUGGACCAGCCGUCAUACGCGGGACACUCGCCACUCUACUGCGCCCUCCACAGGCCUAACGCGGAGGUGCAGGCAUUGCUGCGCGACGGAGGAGGCACGGAGAUGCACGGCGGGGAGGAUGAGGACGAGGAGGACCGGGAAAGUGAAGAGGAUGAGUUUGAUGACUUGAUCAUCAACGGACACCGGGUGCUGUAACCAUGCAUAACACUUCAGAGCCAUGCAUCUCGCUAAAACCCUUGUGCUGUUCAGUGCAGUCUUAUAUGUCAGGGCUGAGCUACUGUGUGCGCGUACAUGUGUGCAUGUUUGUGUGUGUGUGCGUGUGUGUGUGCGUGCGUGCGUGUGUGUGUGUUCGUGUUAAGAGCUGGUGGUUAGACCCCUCCAUUGCAGUAUCAACCCCCCCCCCCAAACAUUAUAAACAGUUGUGCUUGGUGGUCUCUGCCGUGUGUGUGUGUGUGUGUGUGUGUGUGUGUGCGUGUGCGUGUGCGUGUGCGUGUGCGUGCACGUGCGCGUGCGUGCGCACCUGUGCACCUGUCUGCGAUGUUGUGUCUGAGUACUUUCAGCGCUUUCUGGCUUCAUGGCACUUUCCCGAAUCUUCAGAGCGGUGAUUUUCUGUGGGCUGCCAGGCGGCAGGAGCAACACUAGUGUUCGGUACCUUUAACCCGGCUGUCAUCGCUUUACUGAGCACCGCACCACAUUCUGAUUGAUACUGAACUUCUUAGCUUCGCUUUCUUUGUCUGAAAAUGCUGGGGUUCUCGCUGUUGCCCUCUGAAAGGGUGAAUCCUUCCGCAAGGCUUUAAACUUCUUGUCAGGCUUGCUCUCACUUUUUUUUUUUUUUUUUUUUUUUUUAACACAGAACUCAUCUUUCUGAGUUCCAUGUUUUACCUGUUGGCAUUAAAAUAAAGCAAGCAACUUGUUUGGUGUUUUAGUCAGGAUUUAAAUUUUUUUUUAAUGGAACCUAACACCUUGAUCGGUUGAGACGGUGUAAAUAAAGAGAAGGCUGAAAACUGUGAAGGUUCGUGACUCUACACCAGGGCUUCCUCACCCUGGCUACAUGGGGCCCGUUGUGGCUUUUUGUUCAAGCUGACCUGAAUAGACUUAGUUCACAGAUUCUUUCUGUCUUUGUCUGGAUGUUUUUGUGUAUGUCACCUGUAAAAAACAGCAUAAGAUUGUAGAAAUCUGUGUUUCCUUGUCAGUUGUUGUUAAAAUCGUUAAAUGUUUUGUUUUAAUGGUAUGUUUAAGCCCGAUAUUAAUUUGCAGUGGUUUGUUUGAAGGCCAAUGUUAUUUUUAAUCAGAGGUGGAUAGUUCAGGUCCAGAAAGUGCAAAUCAAGACCAGGAUUUGUUUCAACCAACCAGUUGAGUAUAAAGAGUCACAGUCACAACUCAACUGGUUGGUUGAAACAAACCCUGGUCUGGAUUUGUGCUCUCUGGACCGGAACUAUCCACCUCUGUUUUUAAUCGUAAUCAAAGUGGAUAGAAAGUUUCUUCUCUCUAACCCAGUUAAACAUUGAGGAAUUUGGCUAUUAAUAUGGGAUGUGUAAACAUUUGGUGUUUUGUGUAAAUAAAAAUACCUCUCACUAAAUUGGAUCUUGGAUGAAACUCAAGCCACUACACCCAAUGGGUCGCAAUACGCAAACACCAGGACUGGGAAAUGCUGAUUGUUGAUUUGACCUGGCAGGGAGGAACAAAAUCAAAUCAAAUACUUACACCUCAUUCACAUCACAGGGUUACACAGCAUCAUUUGAUUGAAUUAAGGGAAAGACAUAGUUUAAAUUUUGCGUCUGCCUGUGUGCUUUUUAAUCUUUAGAUUACAACUGCCCGAGUUAGUAAUGACUGGCAGGAUGGACAUUGACCCGGAAAAUGAAUCGCUUCUGUCAUUCUCUGCUUAAUCUUUUCCCUGUACAUUGAUGCUUUUCGUGAUCAAAAAUUAAUAAAUCAUUUAAAUGGA
This is a messenger RNA of Brienomyrus brachyistius, 3267 nucleotides long. RefSeq names its product nuclear factor of kappa light polypeptide gene enhancer in B-cells inhibitor, beta (gene nfkbib). The coding region runs from base 321 to 1517 and encodes 398 amino acids. Gene Ontology annotation, biological process: signal transduction; cellular response to lipopolysaccharide. The transcript has 6 exons. NCBI's taxonomy places the organism in Eukaryota, Metazoa, Chordata, Actinopteri, Osteoglossiformes, Mormyridae. Gene Ontology annotation, molecular function: protein binding. Gene Ontology annotation, cellular component: cytosol. The record is from RefSeq and is a predicted model, not a curated record.